AUGGACGAGCGCGGCAUCCUCGAUGACGCUGAUGCGGGUUUAUUAGCCGGGGCUGCUGCGCGGCCCUGGUUGGUGUCCUCAUGGCUGGCGUUGCCCUCGUCCCAUAUACCAAGAGCAAACACAAGGAUAUCUGUUCUUGGAAUACGGAUUCGUCGCUCAACGCUGCGUCGGCUUGUCAAGAUGGCUGUUCUACUUCUUGUUCUGGCACUCUUCUCGCUGGCUUGCUCGACACGAGCGACACCAUAUCGCUUCGGGGUCAUCAAUGAUACAAAUGCUUUUCGUGGAGAGUCACCAUAUCCUGCGUCUUCGAGUAUAGCUGUUCCUCCUUCAUCGUCGCCCACUACGUUGCAAUCAGCUCCAACAGCCUUGAAAACAGCAACAACUGGCGCAGGGGCAGCAGCAGUCUACGCAAAAGCCCACGGCACAGACCUGCACAUCCACGACCCAAGCAUAAUAUAUGAUGCCUCAACAGCCUCAUUCUACAGCUACAGCGUCGGACCACGAAUGCUGAUCCACCAAUCGCCUACACUCGAUGGCCCCUGGACCGAACUCGGCAGCCUCCUGCCUGCCGACAGCAUAAUCCCCAAGGGCGACCGCAAAGCCCCCUGGGCGCCGUCAACGAUUCAAAUCAACGGCCGCUUCUACUGCUAUUACGCUGUUAGCAACGCCGGCUGCCGCGACAGCGCAGUCGGCGUCGCCUCCUCGGACUCGCCCGGUCCAGGCGCCUGGACAGACCACGGACUCCUCAUCCAGUCUGGGACAGGGGCAGGCGCGGACCAAUUUCCGCUCAACCAGUCUAAUACGAUUGAUCCGAGUAUCUUUGUCGAUACCGACGGGAGCGUGUAUUUGACCUUUGGGAGUUUCUGGACGGGCAUCUGGGAGGUUAAGCUGGGUAGUGACUUGAUUUCUGUCGCGGAGGAUAUGGAUGCGAGGCAUCUUGCUGCCGAGCCCGGGGCGAUUUUCCCAGCGAGGAAGAAUGCAAAUAGUAUCUGUGGUGAUCCGACGGGAGGGCACCCAAUUGAGGGGAGCUUUCUCUCGUAUCAUGGUGGGUGGUAUUAUCUCUGGUUCAGUUGGGGGCGGUGCUGUGAGUUUAAGGAUGAGAGGAUGAGGACGAACGGGAAAGAGUAUCGCAUCAAGGUUGGCCGAUCCACAAGUGCCCAGGGGCCGUUCGUCGAUAAGCAAGGCAAGGACCUUAUCGACGGUGGUGGAGAGACAGUGUACGCUUCGAAUGGCGACGUAUUUGCACCAGGUGGCCAGGGCAUCUUGUCGGACGGACUCGGUGAUAUCCUCUACUAUCAUUACUUAAACACAUCCAUCAGCUACGACUUCUGGGAAGCUAGACUUGGAUAUAACAGGCUGGAAUACGAGGAUGGGUGGCCUGUUGCUGUCUAG
Molecule: messenger RNA, 1392 nt
Organism: Aspergillus calidoustus
Lineage: Eukaryota; Fungi; Ascomycota; Eurotiomycetes; Eurotiales; Aspergillaceae
Source: the annotation of a GenBank genome assembly